UUGCUCUUGGUUGAAUCUCCUGACACAUUACAGGUCCCGCCUUAUCUCCGGCAGAGGACAGGAUAAAGAUGGCGACGUCCCUGAGAUGCUUUCUCCGCUCAGGAAAGAAUGCCGUGUUGGUUCUGGGACGGCGGACUUUUCACAGGAGCUCUCCGGCUGCCGUGCAGGUGACGGUCCGUGAUGCCCUGAAUCAGGCGAUGGAUGAGGAGCUGGAGAGGGAUGAGCGGGUGUUCCUCAUGGGGGAGGAGGUGGCUCAGUAUGACGGAGCCUACAAGGUGAGCAGGGGUCUGUGGAAGAAGUAUGGAGACAAACGCAUUAUCGACACUCCGAUCUCAGAGAUGGGAUUCGCUGGCAUCGCGGUGGGAUCUGCCAUGGCUGGCCUGAGACCCAUCUGUGAGUUCAUGACCUUUAACUUCUCCAUGCAAGCCAUUGACCAGGUCAUCAACUCCGCAGCUAAAACCUACUACAUGUCUGCCGGACUGCAGUCGGUCCCCAUCGUCUUCAGAGGGCCCAACGGAGCCUCAGCAGGCGUCGCUGCACAGCACUCGCAGUGCUUCGCUGCAUGGUAUGCUCACUGUCCCGGUCUGAAGGUUGUGAGUCCCUGGAACUCAGAAGAUGCCAGAGGUCUCCUGAAAGCUGCCAUCAGAGACGAUAACCCUGUUGUUUUCCUGGAGAACGAGUUGAUGUACGGCGUUCCCUUUGAGAUGUCAGAGGAGGCACAGUCCAAAGACUUCACCAUUCCCAUCGGCAAGGCCAAGAUUGAGAGACAAGGAAGCCACGUCACUGUGGUUUCUCACUCUCGGCUUGUUGGCCACUGCUUGGACGCCGCCGCCGUCCUCGCCAAAGAGGGAAUCGAGUGCGAGGUGAUCAACCUUCGGACCAUCCGGCCCAUGGAUGUAGAGAGCAUCGAAGCCAGUGUGAUGAAGACCAACCACCUGGUGACGGUCGAAGGCGGCUGGCCUCAGUUUGGAGUUGGAGCCGAGAUCUGCGCCAGAGUCAUGGAAGGUCCUGCAUUCAACUACCUGGAUGCUCCGGUUACCAGGGUAACAGGCGUGGACAUCCCCAUGCCGUAUGCAAAAAUCCUGGAGGAACACAGUCUUCCUCAAGUCAAAGACAUCAUCUUCUCUAUCAAGAAAACCCUCAACGUCUGAGACGCUUACACAGAUGGUGGUGACGCGAUCUCCUAAAUAUGAUUCAAGUGUAAAUAAAACCCAAGCAUGGGGAAGGGAAUUGGGGUUAGGAAACCCAACUGAACUCUGUCCACAUCUGUUUUCACGUUGUCCCCUUCAAAAUAAAAUCUGCUCUGUCCUGUAGGCUGCACUCUGCUGAUGUGGAAAGUUCAUUGAUGACCAAACUGCUGAGAGGGCACAUCUGGAUCAUCUGUACAGCAGAGGUGUUUGUUAAAGAUUCAUCUAAAUUUCUCUGCUUCUACAGAUCUGAAAGCUGUUUGCUCUCAUCAAAUGUUUUAAUUAGAUUUACUUAAGACUUGUCAGAUGUUCCUGGUCUGAACAAAUAAACUUUAAGUGUAAUUUAAAUCUUUUUAUUUUUAAACUUUAGUUCUGCAGAUAAAUUUGAAUGAACUCUGUAGUUUUGCCAUCAACACACUCUCACUUCAGUCUAACCCCUACAACACAUCACAUUCAGAUUUUUAUCCUACAUCCUCUCCAGAACGGGUUUUAAAGCAGCGAUGAAGAUUGAUCUGGCUGAAAGCUGGUUUAUGGGUAAUAUUUAUUGUAGCGACAGCAGCUCUGUGGAUGUUUUUGUCGCUAUAAAUGACUCUGUUACAGAAAUAAAAACCUGUCAGUCA
Messenger RNA from Melanotaenia boesemani (Boeseman's rainbowfish), 1807 nucleotides. It is a transcript of the gene pdhb, whose product is annotated as pyruvate dehydrogenase E1 subunit beta. Gene Ontology annotation, biological process: pyruvate decarboxylation to acetyl-CoA. The transcript has 10 exons. Gene Ontology annotation, molecular function: pyruvate dehydrogenase (acetyl-transferring) activity. NCBI's taxonomy places the organism in Eukaryota, Metazoa, Chordata, Actinopteri, Atheriniformes, Melanotaeniidae. The record is from RefSeq and is a predicted model, not a curated record. The coding region runs from base 69 to 1151 and encodes 360 amino acids.